AAAGAAGAAAAAAAACCCGGUUUAAGGUUCACGGGUGACCCGAGAGGAGACAUCCCCUUUGGCAAUAAAAAUAAAAAAGGUGGAGACUUUAUAACGAAAUGUCAACACCCAUCUUCUCAAUUCCUCCUCAAUUUCUUCUCUGUGCGUGUAUCUAGGGUUCUUCAUUUUAUCGAUGUCGGCGGAAACUUGUUUCGGAAGUUCAGGUGAUCAAAGCAGCAAAGGAUUGCCUACUCAUGGUGGUAGCUAUGUUCAGUAUAAUGUCUAUGGCAAUCUCUUCGAAGUUUCUAGAAAGUAUGUUCCUCCUCUUCGUCCCAUCGGUAGAGGCGCUUAUGGUAUUGUCUGUGCUGCUACAAACUCAGAGACUGGAGAGGAAGUAGCUAUCAAGAAGAUCGGUAAUGCUUUUGACAAUAUUAUCGAUGCUAAAAGAACUUUGAGAGAGAUUAAGCUUCUCAAGCAUAUGGAUCAUGAAAAUGUGAUUGCUGUCAAGGAUAUAAUAAAACCACCGCAGAGAGAGAACUUCAAUGAUGUUUACAUUGUUUAUGAGCUUAUGGACACUGAUCUCCACCAAAUUAUACGCUCUAACCAACCGUUGACUGAUGAUCAUUGUCGGUUUUUUCUGUAUCAGUUGUUGCGAGGGCUCAAAUACGUUCAUUCAGCUAAUGUAUUGCACCGAGAUUUGAAACCCAGCAAUUUGCUCCUGAAUGCAAAUUGUGAUCUAAAGCUUGGGGACUUCGGGCUUGCGAGGACCAAAUCCGAGACAGACUUCAUGACUGAAUAUGUUGUUACACGUUGGUAUCGAGCCCCAGAGCUGCUCCUUAAUUGCUCAGAAUACACAGCAGCAAUCGAUAUUUGGUCUGUCGGUUGUAUACUCGGUGAAACAAUGACACGAGAGCCGUUGUUUCCCGGUAAAGAUUAUGUUCAUCAGCUUAGACUCAUCACUGAGCUUAUAGGAUCGCCUGAUGACUCAAGCUUGGGAUUCUUAAGAAGUGACAAUGCAAGAAGAUACGUUAGACAGCUUCCGCAGUACCCGAGACAGAACUUUGCUGCUAGAUUCCCAAACAUGUCGGCUGGUGCAGUCGAUUUGCUGGAGAAAAUGCUUGUUUUUGAUCCAAGCAGACGCAUCACAGUUGAUGAGGCGUUAUGCCACCCAUAUUUGGCACCGCUGCAUGAUAUAAACGAAGAACCGGUAUGUGUGAGGCCGUUCAAUUUCGAUUUCGAGCAACCUACUUUGACAGAAGAGAACAUUAAGGAGCUUAUAUACCGUGAAACAGUCAAGUUCAAUCCUCAAGACUCAGUGUGACAGAGAUAAAUAUCCUAAAAUGGAAACUCAUCAAAACGCUUGCUUUGCUAUGCUUUUGUUAUCAAAUCUCUGAUAAGUUUGAUAAUGUCUGUAAUUUGAAUAACAUCCUAAGAAAUUGAAAAAAAGGAACAACCUUUGAGCUGUGUUUUGCGAAAAAAAUGUGAAUUUGAAUU
Molecule: messenger RNA, 1473 nt
Organism: Arabidopsis lyrata subsp. lyrata
Lineage: Eukaryota; Viridiplantae; Streptophyta; Magnoliopsida; Brassicales; Brassicaceae
Product: mitogen-activated protein kinase 4
Exons: 6
Coding region: 173-1300 (375 amino acids)
Biological process (GO): intracellular signal transduction; protein phosphorylation
Cellular component (GO): nucleus; cytoplasm
Molecular function (GO): MAP kinase activity; ATP binding
Source: RefSeq, a predicted model, not a curated record